Molecule: messenger RNA, 4672 nt
Organism: Condylostylus longicornis
Lineage: Eukaryota; Metazoa; Arthropoda; Insecta; Diptera; Dolichopodidae
Exons: 12
Coding region: 123-4433 (1436 amino acids)
Biological process (GO): translation
Cellular component (GO): nucleus; large ribosomal subunit; ribosome
Molecular function (GO): structural constituent of ribosome
Source: RefSeq, a predicted model, not a curated record
UGUAAUAUAAUACAUAUAUAAAUUGUUAUUAUUUAAAUUAUUAAAAUAAUACAAAAACGAAUAUUGUAAUAUUUAUACCUUCAAACAACUUUCCAUUACUGCCUGUUUAAGUUUGGAAAUAAAUGGCUCUUUCAGUUUCAAAAAUUGACAAGUUGUUAGAAUUAUUCAGUUCCUCGGACGAUGAGCAACUUGAUAAAGCACCUGACGAAUGGGAUGAACAUGAAAGAAGUGAUGUACCUGAAUUCGUUGACAAAAAUAAUUGCAUUUUUCAAAAAUUCCAUAAAAAAGUGAAAUCAUAUAAUCAUACGGAAAAGAAAAAAUGUAAAUACUCGGACACAUAUGAUAAUAAUAAUAUUAAAAUGGUAGAGCUGGAAGUUAAACCCAUAAUGAUUGAAGACAGCGCAAGUGAAUCUGAACUCGGCCUUAUGGAAAAUAACGAAGAAUUCGCAAAUAUUGAUAAUAGGGUAUUGUGUGGAAAUAAACCUGCAAAUCCUUUUACUAAUGCGAAUAAAUGUUUAUUAAAAAAAAGUAGCACUGAAAGAAUUAUAAAAAAUAAUUAUGUCUCGGAAGAAAAAAAAACAUUUGGUGAAACCGAACCGAAGAAAGCGUUGCUGGAAUUUAAAAGAUUGAAGAUUAAAAACAUUCUCAAAGAGCAAACAUGUAAUAUUGAAGGGAAAACUAGAAUUAAAGGAAACCGAAAACAAGUUAAGCGUAACCUUAAAUGUAAGGAAUGUAAUAAAAAAAUGAAAAAUGAACAACUUUUUAUGUUACAUAUGCAAAUUCAUGAUAAUCGGAAAGAGACUGAAUGUAUAUUAUGCAAUCAAGAAUAUGAAGAUGUGAAUGCGGUUUUGGAACAUUAUGCAAGUUUUGAUAAAAAUAAGGACAAUGCACAUUAUGUUAAACUCAGGCCGUUUCCUUGUCAUCUUUGUGAUUUACGGUACAAGACCCGAAAACAUUUAACAGAUCAUUUAGAUAUACAUGCCGGUCAUGGAAAAUAUUUAUGCCCAAUAUGCGGGAAACGUUUUUUCAAAGGUUUUAAUUUAACUAUUCAUUUGAAAGUUCAUGAAAAAUCAUAUCAUUCUUGCGAACGUUGCAAUAAAAAUUUCCGAAAUGUUAGAGAGUACCAAGCACACCAGAGAAAUAUUCAUGGUGAAAAUAACAUUACCUGCCCCAUUUGCAAUAGACCAUUUUCGAGAAGAAAUAAUAUGAAAAAACAUAUGGAAACUCAUGAACGGGUUUACAACCAAUGUAUUUUAUGUAAUAUAAAUUUUGAAUUUCGAAGAGAUUUCAAUCAACAUAUGAGAGAAAUUCACAAUCGUAUUAAAAAGUACACUUGCUCAAUAUGUGGAAAAAUAUUUUCAUUACAUUGUAAACUUACUCGCCAUUUAGAAACACAUAGCAGAAUUAAAGAUUUUUGUACGAUUUGUGAAAAAGAAUUCAGAAACCGUAGAGACUACAACGCACAUAUGCGGAAUAUUCAUGGAGUAAUUUCAGGCUUUCCUAAAAAAGAAUCGAAAAACGAUACAUGUAAAGUGCAAUUUAAAAUAAUACAUGAUGUACAAGUCAAUCCAUCUACGAAUUCUAAUAACAUUGGGUUAAAUGGCGAUGUUAAAAUCAAUAUCAAAAUAGAUAUAAAUGAUACGAAUGAAUAUAUUGAUAAGGGUGAUACAAUUACUCAACGAGCUGUUGUUAUUGAUGGCCGCGGUCAUUUAGUUGGCCGUUUAGCAUCUGUUGUAGCCAAAUAUUUAUUGCAAGGGGGCAAGGUAGCCGUUGUAAGAUGUGAAGAGUUGAAUUUAUCGGGACAUUUUUAUAGAAACAAAAUCAAAUAUUUAGCAUAUUUGAGGAAGCGGUGUAAUGUAAAUCCAGCACGAGGACCAUAUCAUUUUCGAGCUCCAUGCAGAAUUUUUUACAAGGCAGUAAGAGGAAUGAUUCCACAUAAAACGAAGCGAGGCCAGGCUGCCCUUAGUCGAUUAAGAGUAUUUGACGGCAUUCCACCUCCCUACGAUAAAAGAAGACGUGUAUGUAUCCCAAUUGCAAUGAGAGUGUUAACAUUACGUUCAGAUCGUAAAUACUGUCAAGUCGGGCGCUUAUCACAUGAAGUUGGUUGGCACUACCAAGAUGUUCAAGAUUGGAUUAAAAGUGAAGAAAACUGGAUAUGUUAUUUAUGCAUUAACCGAAUAAAUAAAUAUGAAUUUGGUAUGUUAUUGGUCAAGCAGAUGGAAGAAGAAAUUUUAGAAUCGAUUUCACUAAAUAGAAACAACCAAUUUAUAUUUGUGACUAGCUUUAAAGAGGAAGAAAGCAACGAAAACGAUUUGGAAGUCGAAGAAUGUUAUAGUACGUCGGAUGUUGACUUGACGAAGGUGAAGGAUGACGAAAUUAAUGAAGACUCAAUCGAUGUUGCAAUAGAUGACUCACAGGAUAAUAUUUUUAUGGAAAACAUUAUUGAUGACCAUACGGAAGAUGUCAAAAUAGAGACUAUAAUUGAUAUUCAGCCACUGAAAGUUUCUCCGGUGUCCAAACAUUAUUAUUGCGAAAAGUGUAAUAUUCUGUUUUUAUCCCUAUCUGAAUUUGAAAAACACAAUGAAAUUCAACAUGGUGAACGAGUCGUUCCCUUGCAAUGCCACGUAUGUGGCGUAACUUACACGACAGCGAAAAAAUUAAAUAAUCAUAUGAGGUCCCACCAAGGUCCGAUUAAAUGUCCAAUAUGUAAUAAGCAAAUAACCCAAAAAGGUGCUCUUAAACGACAUAUGGUCAUCCACACUGGUGAAAAGUCAUACCAAUGUGAUAUAUGUGGAAAGCAAUUUAUCCAUCGAUCUAGUUUUCGUAUGCAUAAUUUGGCUCACGGAAAUAUAAGAGAAGUAACCUGUCAAGUAUGUGGGUUCAAACUAAGAUCUCGUUCUCAUUUAUCUCGUCAUAUGCUGAUACAUACAGGAGAAAAGAAACAUGAAUGUCCUAAAUGCGGACAGAAGUUUGCCCAGCGAUAUAACAUGAAUGUUCAUUUAAAAUUGCAUGAAGGUAUAAAAAGACAAAAAUCUGCAGUGAAAUACAAAUGCCGUGUAUGUGAUUUAAAAUUUGAAUCAUCCAAAGCUUUAGAAGAGCAUAAUGAAAGUUAUGUGCACGUUGGAAAAAGUCCACUUGAGUUUGAAAAUGUAAUAGAUAACUUUUCAAAUAUGGAAGGAAAAAAGUGUUGUAUAUGUGACAGCGAUAUAAAAGGAAUUUUUCAAGAUAUUUUUAUUGAUUAUACAAAACAUUCCAAAAUGUUGUUAUAUGAAGCUAUUUACAAAAUUAUUAAAAAAGAUGAUUUCAUAAAACAUGAAGACAAUUUGCUGUGUUAUUCAUGUGUAAACAGAAUAAAUAAAUAUGAAUUUGGUGUUGUUUUGGCUGAACAAAUGCAGAACGAAAUCCUAGAAUUGAUAACGCAGACUGAAUCUAAAUAUGAAUUAGUUCAUUCAAACGAUUUUUGUGAAGAUGAAGAAAAUUUUGAAAUAAAAUUUGACGAUUCAAUAGAAAUCGUACAAGAUCUGAUAAAUGAUGAGGAUCAAAGUAGCAAUCAAGAGUUCAUCGAAAUAUGUGAAAUGAAUUCACAAAGCAAAUUCAAAAAAGAAAGUUAUGAUGAUAGCGAUCAUUUUAUAAUAGAAACAGUGCCUAUAGAUAUAAAACCUUUUAAAGUUUCCAACAAAGCUAAGAAAAAACGCUUAUAUUGCGAGAAAUGUGAUAUGCUGUUUCAAUCUUUAGCGGAAUGUAGGCAGCACAAGGAAUCUGAACAUGCAGAUUCCACAACACCUGUGCAAUGUCAUGUGUGCAGUGUCAGUUUCGAAACGAAAACAAAGUUAAAUAAUCACAUGAGAUCUCAUCAGGAUCCAAUUAAAUGUUCAGUUUGCAGUAAAGAGUUUACUCAAAAAGGUGCCCUAAAACGACAUAUGGCUAUUCACACAGGAGAAAAGCCUUAUCAAUGCGACAUUUGUGGGAAACAAUUUAUUCAUGGUUCUAGUUUUCAUAUGCAUAAUUUAGCUCACGGAAAUAUAAGAGAGGAAACUUGUCAAAUUUGUGGAUACAAAUUAAGAUCACGGUCGCAUUUGAAUCGCCAUAUGUUAAUUCAUACAGGAGAAAAGAAACAUGAGUGUCCUAAGUGCGGUCAAAAAUUUGCACAACGUUAUAAUAUGAAUGUUCAUUUAAAGUUGCACGAAGGUAUAAAAAGGCAAAAGCCUGUUACAAAACAUGUUUGUUAUAUAUGUGAUUCCAAAUUUAAGACACUGAAAGCUUUAAAUGAACAUACAAAUCAAUUUCAUGAUACUGAAAGUUAUCACGGAUCUGACAAGCAUUUAGUAAAAAUUGAAAAUUUAAUAGAGGAUCAGUCUGACUUAUAUGAUAAUCAUAGUAACAUCAUUGAUGCAUAUAGCAAUGAAAAUGUCAAAGUAGAACUUUUAUUAUAAGUACAUAUUCAAAUUUUUAUGCACGGGUAUAUCUUACUAUUUUUAUAUUUAAUUUCAAUUAUAUUUUGUAUUACAAUGAUUGGUUUAGAUAAAAAGUUGAUUUAUUUAGUGCUAGGUAUCUACACCUACUCACGGCUAGGUAUGCGCGCGUAUAUUGAAAAUAAAUUUGUAAAUUUCAGAUUUUUCUUAUUGUACAUGAAUUUUUUUAAAUAAAACUUAUUUUAAUUUUUUAAGUUAAA